Molecule: messenger RNA, 410 nt
Organism: Suillus clintonianus
Lineage: Eukaryota; Fungi; Basidiomycota; Agaricomycetes; Boletales; Suillaceae
Exons: 4
Coding region: 68-346 (92 amino acids)
Cellular component (GO): membrane; signal peptidase complex
Source: RefSeq, a predicted model, not a curated record
AAGUAUUCCCACGCAUGUCGUGUCACUUCAAUUGCUGACAGCCAUACGCAAGGUAGACUCAACAGCCAUGACCAUACAGGAGCUAGCGGAAGGCAGAAUAGACUUCAAAGGGCAGAAGACGUCGGAUGAUAUUGUUCGCGUGAUACUCAUCGCUAGCACAUUUUUAUCUUUUGUGAUUGGGUUUGCCUUCAGCUCUCUCAUGAUGACAAUGAGUACGUUCGCACUCUGUAAUGUGGCGCUGUGUCUGGUGAGUUUGUUUCACGAAACUUUGAUGUACCUGGCCGAUUCAGACAUUUACUAUAGGUUGUCCUGCCUCCUUGGCCCAUGUUCAAUCGGCAUCCAGUGAAAUGGUUAUCUCUUGCGGCGGACGGAAGAGUGAGUCUUAUAAAUAUGCUAUUUGUGUGCGCUUC